AACAUCAUUUCGAAAAUAUAUUAAAAUGUCAUCAGAUGUGGGUGUGGGUAAUUUUUCCAGUCAGGAGAGUGCUUCUUGCUACGCAUGAAAAAAUUUCUAUUUACAACCAAAGUAUAUCACUAAUACAAAUACUUAGCCCAAAUAAAUAGUCAUUGUGUUUAUAUAGUUCUUGUCGUCAACUGGGUGAUCUCAUAUUAGUAUUCUGUUAUUUAAAUAUCUGUGUUAUAGUUAAUUUGUUCACUGUUUUAUUCUCUGUUAAAUCGGUUCUUUGUGCCUACAUCAUUCCACCCUCGGGGAUAAGUUUGGAUAGCCUACACUGGAAACUCCGUUGCUUGCUAAGUUGUCUACACGAGAAUUUCUGUCAGACGCAGUUUCAGCACCUUUAUUUCAAAAUCUUCACUGUUUCGAUAAUCAUGGGACUUGGUUUUAGUAUCCCUAUCGUUGAGACUUUAUCCUGAUUCAUCCUCGGUGCUUCACUUGUCAGCUGUGUGCGACGAAGUGGUUGACUGUAACUCUUUUCAAAGAGUUAACUCUUAAAGAUGCUGAGAAAGCGCUAUCAGCGGAUUUGGAUCUUCUUGUGAAUACUAUACCAAACUCACUUCCGUUAGAAAAAGAAAGUUUCCGCUUGCAGAUGGAGUCUUUCAAGGAACUGUUUAAGCGAUAUUUGCAUGACGCAUCAGCGACUUUUGACUGGAGUGAGAUAGAGCCUUUACCACCGAAAAGUAUGAAAAUGUACAAUGCCCUUCCUCUACCCGCGGAUCGCAAAGUAAUUUGUCAACAACUGAAUAAACUAGUUGUGGUGAAACUGAACGGUGGUUUGGGUACAACUAUGGGUUGUACUGGACCUAAGUCGUUAAUUUCCGUACGCAAUGAUCUCACUUUUCUGGAUUUAACUGUGCAACAAAUUGAGAGAUUAAAUAACGAAUAUGGUACGGAUAUCCCAUUAGUCCUAAUGAAUUCGUUUAACACUCAUACUGAGACGGAAAAAGUUUUACGGAAAUACCAGCAAGUCAAUGUACGAAUUUUAACAUUUUUGCAAAGCGCCUAUCCUCGUUUGAACCGAGAGUCUUUACUUCCUAUUGCCAAAUGUGCUUAUAAAAAACAAGGCGGGGAUUGUGAAAUAAGAAGAUCUACAGAUAUUAAUUAUCAACCUGAAGAAUGGUAUCCUCCCGGUCAUGGCGACUUCUACCGUAGUUUUGUUGCCUGUGGUUUAGCUGAAAAAAUGUUAGGUGAUGGUAAAGAAUGGGUUUUUCUGUCGAAUAUUGAUAAUCUUGGAGCAACUGUUGAUCUAAAUAUUCUGAAUUUCUUGAUGAACAAGGAACUGCACUGCGGUGGACAAUCUCCGGAGUUUGUCAUGGAAGUUACUGACAAGACCCGAGCUGACGUCAAAGGUGGUACUCUAACUCAAUAUCGAGGACACUUACGUCUUCUUGAAUUAGCUCAGGUCCCUGACGAUCAUGUCGAUGAUUUUGCUAGUGUUCGAACUUUCAAGAUAUUUAAUACUAAUAACCUGUGGGUUGACUUACGAGCUUUGGAUCGAAGUGUUAAGGAAAAGACACUCAAAAUGGAAAUCAUCGUAAAUCCUAAAACUUUAGAUUCUGGGACAAAUAUAUUGCAGCUGGAAGAAGCAGCCGGAGCUGCUAUUAAAUCAUUUAAUGGGGCUUUCGGAGUGAAUGUUCCACGGAGCCGUUUUCUUCCGGUUAAAACAACUUCAGACCUGCUGUUAGUCAUGUCUAAUCUGUAUGUACUUGAGGGAGGAACUCUGUCCGUUUCUCCACUACGUAGUUUCCCUUCUGUGCCUUUAAUUAAACUUGGUAGUCACUUCAAGAAGGUGAAAGAUUUUUUGACCAGAUUUGCAAGUAUUCCAGAUUUAUUGGAGCUCGAUCAUCUGACUGUAACAGGAGAUGUGUACUUCGGGAAAGGAAUAAUUUUAAAGGGAACCGUUAUCAUAAUCGCCAAUUUCGGCAAUCUCAUCAAUAUACCUCCAGGUUCAAUAUUAGAAAAUAAGAUUGUUUCAGGAAAUCUACGUAUCUUGGAUCACUAGUGGCCUUCACCAUAAUAAUAUACACCGAGUAAUACCCCGUGUCAAUCGAAGAUUUCUUAAUCAUGGGCAAUAAUACCAUUAGUUUUGGUCGUACACUUGCAAUAUUGGUAUCUCUAACGUUUUUUGUCUUUGAUUUUUUCUUCACUUAUAUUUGUUCGGUUUUCCUUUGUUUUCAUCUUAUCCUAACUUUCGGAUUCACAUCAUGCCAAAAAUUCCAAAGUUCGUCUUCAAAACUGACUUAGGCAUGUAAUAGUAUAUGUUGUACUCUUUUUCGAAACUGGUUUAUAUAAUAUUUAGCUUUUUAUAACCCUAUCAUGCUUCUUUGUAAGCUAAAAUAAAACUAGGCCAAUUG
Messenger RNA from Heterobilharzia americana, 2396 nucleotides. Lineage: Eukaryota; Metazoa; Platyhelminthes; Trematoda; Strigeidida; Schistosomatidae. The record is from the annotation of a GenBank genome assembly.